UUCAGCAUCGAAACGUUGCACAGUGUUACAGAGACAUGGGCUAGCACUGGCGGCAACCACUCACACAAUGGAGGUUCCCUGAACAUCAUCUCAUGCUGCCUACACCAACACAAAACAUGGAUGGAAAUCGACAGUUGACCCAAAUGUCCUACUGCACCGUGGUAGAUAAAAAGGACCAGUCUAAAUUCAUAUGCUACACGCAUAAAACAUCGGAGAUGUUCAAUGUUGGUUUGACAAAUGCCGCUGAUGUUUGGAGCACAGAUUUCACUGAGGAGACAUUGAACCAGUUUAGACAGAAGUUUGCCUUGAAGUCAACAGAGGAUUAUAUCUUGAAAAUCAGGUCUGCCUGUGGCAGUGGGAUUGUGUCUGUAUCAGUGCAGGGCACCGGUGCAGUGCUCUGUGUAGGCACCAGUCCAGGGGACCUGAGUGUGACUCUGUCCAGACUGAAACAGCCCGAGGCCAAAGAGAAACUGAGAGAGCUGCUGUUUAGAAUGGCAGACAGUCUGACUCGUUUAGACCAUACAGCAGGCCCAGCCCCAUUCAGUCCUGGAAAGAGUCCACACAAACGCAAUACAGAUUUUGAGCCAAGGAGACCGCCGCAGAGUGGCCAAAUUCUGGCAGUCAAGAAGCGUCUUCCAGGAGAUUCUCUUAUCAACCCAGGAACAAGGAGAAAGCGUCAAGCAACGGGGGUGGCAUUUGAUGAUGAAGAUGAUCCAUGAUGAUUUGCUAAAGAGAAAUUACCACAGUUGCCUUCCAUCAUCACUAUAACAUUUCUGCUGCAUAUAACAAUUUAGUGUGUGAAUGUUAUUUUUAAUCCACCGACACUAUACCAUACAGCUGCAACAUCAUUAAAAAAUAUAUACCUAUUUAAUGCUGUCCACAUGAUGACAUAAUCUGCUUUUUAAGGACACAUAGGUUGUCUCCAAAAUUACACUAUUCCCUAAAUAGUGCAAUACUUCUGACCAGAGUCAUAUGGGCCCUGGUAAAAAGUAGUGCACUAUAUAUGGAACAGGGUACCAUUUGGAAAACAUCCAUGAUGAUCAUUACCUCAAUCACUGUGUGAAAACUUGAAACAGGUUUUUAAAUGUAUUUUAAUCUUGACAUCUUGUAAUAAACAUUCAUAAAAAAAUAAAGCCAUUCUCCUUGUGCACUCA
Messenger RNA from Coregonus clupeaformis (lake whitefish), 1154 nucleotides. RefSeq names its product protein PAXX. The record is from RefSeq and is a predicted model, not a curated record. Gene Ontology annotation, cellular component: nucleus; nonhomologous end joining complex; site of double-strand break. The coding region runs from base 93 to 719 and encodes 208 amino acids. Gene Ontology annotation, molecular function: molecular adaptor activity. The transcript is spliced from 7 exons. Gene Ontology annotation, biological process: double-strand break repair via nonhomologous end joining. Lineage: Eukaryota; Metazoa; Chordata; Actinopteri; Salmoniformes; Salmonidae.